Acanthopagrus latus (yellowfin seabream) is the source of this 5734-nucleotide messenger RNA. RefSeq names its product protein shisa-6 (gene shisa6a). The record is from RefSeq and is a predicted model, not a curated record. Gene Ontology annotation, biological process: regulation of AMPA receptor activity; regulation of short-term neuronal synaptic plasticity. Gene Ontology annotation, cellular component: AMPA glutamate receptor complex; postsynaptic membrane; postsynaptic density. Bases 471 to 2321 code for a protein of 616 amino acids. Lineage: Eukaryota; Metazoa; Chordata; Actinopteri; Spariformes; Sparidae. The transcript is spliced from 10 exons.
UCUUGGCUCUUGUCUUGCUGAGGCUCUUUGAUUCAGUGGCAGAGGCUGAGACGAGCCCGUUACCGGCCACCGCUCCCCCGUCUAACUACGAGCUUCAAGAUCAACAGCUCGCAGCAAAGAGAAGACAGAUCUCCCAGGAGGACAUCGGCUCUUUACGCGUCUCUGCAGCAGAAAAUCAAAAAAAGAAAAAGAAAAAAAAAGGAGAGAGAGAGAGAGAGAGAGAAGGGACAUUUGCCCAAAGCGAAACUUUUCCCCCCCAAGAAGACCGGCUCUGCUCUGGGUGACAAAGUCAGAAGAUGCCUCCUUGUGCGUGUGAUGAGCAGUCAAAGUCCGUCAGUCAGCGCUUGGCACACGAAGGAGUAGCUGCGAUGGAGAAAGCCGCCAGUCGGUAAAAAGAAGAGUGACGCUCCGAGAGGCAGAUCCGUCAGAAGAGAGUGGAGGCCGAAGAACAAACACCAGCGCGUCCUCAAAUGAUGGGGAUACAGCACCUUCUGCUUCUUUUGAUUUACUUAGACCCGCUGAAUGUCCUGUGCGCCGCCACCGCCAAUAAAAAGAGCAAAAACGCGCCGAAGAGGACCUCAAAGGUGAAGGAGGUCAACGGCAGCACCACUGCGGUCCCGCUGGCCGCGGUCGUCCCGGGGAGGAUCACGCAGGUCCAGGCGCCCUCGGUGCAGCACGACACCUGCCUGGGCUACUACGACGUGAGCGGCCAGUACGACAAAGAGUUCUCCUGCAACAACACCGACCACCGCUUCUGCUGCGGCAGCUGCUUCCUGCGCUUCUGCUGCGCGGACCGGGGGAAGCGGCUGGAGCAGAAGAGCUGCACCAACUACAACACACCGGACUGGAUCAAAACCCAGCCCCCGUCACCGGCGCCGACAGGUGACACGUACGACCCGGAGCUGGACCAGACCAACACCACGGUGUACAUCAGCUGCGGGGUCGUUGCGCUCAUCAUCGCCAUUGGGAUUUCUGCUAAAGUUGCCUACGAUAAAGCCACCAAGCCGCCUCAGGAAAUGAAUGUACACAGAGCGUUGGCAGACAUUCUGAGGCAACAGGGACCGGUUCCAAUAUCUCAGUACGAACAUGAAAACAUCGCAGCGAUUGAUGGGUCGCCCAAAGACGAGACGCCGGUCAGAACCUCCAAGAAUCAUUACACACCUGUUCACGGCAAGACAUCAAACCACGGUCACUAUGGGAAGGAAAACAUGCGCAGCGGAGGCCAGGACAUGCACAACUUCAUCUCCUCCGGCUUUGUGACACUCGGACGCGGCCACUUGAAAGCGCAGCACUCCAUCGACGAAUCGGGGCAGAUGUCCUGGCAGGGCGAUCUGGACAUCCCCAUCUCCUACGGAGCGACAGACAGCAGCCUGAAUCCCUGCGUGGAUUCCAGUCAUGCACUGCCCGCUUGGAUUUCAUCUCUAAGCAGUCACAACCCCCUGCGAACCCCACAGACUGAUGCGUCUGGCACCCGGAAUGAACAGAAAACAGCAAGAGGAAACCACCACCAUGAGUACCAGCACAGCCACCUGGAUCUGACGGCGCUCACACCUAAACUGGCCCACAGACAAAUGAGAUACGAGAGACCCCAGCGGAUGAACAACAUCCUGACCUCAGCCACGGAGCCGUACGACCUGUCCCUGUCCAGAUCCUUCCAGAACCUCAGCCAUCUGCCGCCCUCCUACGAGCUGGCCCUCAAGUCUGACUUAAGUGAUAAGGACAUCGAUGAGUAUUACGCGAGGAAGCAUCAUCAUCAGGACUUCGGCGGCCAGGGGACGACCCACAUGGUGAAGCUGAACGCGGAUCCCCAUCAGCACCAGCAGCGGCAGCGUCCCCGCCGAGUCCAGAGGGCCAUGUCCCAGGACCACGUCCUGUCUCCUCCCAGGACGCCACGGCGCGGGGACUACGGCCUAUCUUCAUACGGCGUCAUGGCAGCCAACGCGUACAGCAGCAGCCGCCACCUCUCAGAGGAGCAGCUGCUGUCAGCGGACCGCCUCCACUCCCAGGAUCCCUUGCUGCUGUCUCCGGCAAUGAGGCGCGACAAGUUCCGGGAGAAGGCGAUGGCGCGGGCGAUGUCUCACGCCGACAUGCUGAUGCCGGUCACGCCUGUCAUGGACCGCCACAAGAUAGCCAAGAUGCACUCGCAGCCCAGUGCCUCUAGCGACUCCUACAACACGCUGACGGUCAACCACGGUCAAAUGACCACGUCUAAGAGGCAGGCGUUCGCCUCCCGACGAACUCACACGGUGGACCACCUACAGUACAUUCCCGGCCACCACCACACAUACCGCACUGCCAGUAAGAACGAGGUAACUGUUUAACCUGCGGGGUGGUCAGCUGAAGGAUUCCAGAGACUCACCGCGGACGGUCAACAGAAAUCAGCAAGUCCCCUCAGCGGAGGUGUUUCUGUCAUCUUCUUAAAGAAAAAAAGAAAAAAAACAACAAAAAACAACCUCCUACAUUUAAAAAAAAAAAAAAAAAACAACUCUUCCUGCUUUUUAGCACAAGCUUCCCGUGUCACCCAGAUUCAAACCCCGGCAAAGACGUUUUCUCUGUUAGAGCAUCAUAAGGGCUUUGCGCGUUGACACAAAGAGGGAUCCUUCAUGUCAGACGUUCAACAGCGUGAGGACAUAUUUUUUAAACUGGACAUGGGACUGGAAGGGAAUUGUAUCAACUUUAUAAAUAUAUAAAUACACUAUAUUUACUAUUUGUAUUUUCAGUCCUUGUUAUAGCUUUAGAGAUUCUCAUUGACUGAUGUAAGCACUUCAAGUGGUGCCUCUUAAAAAGCGUCCCAUUUCAACGAUGAAGUGGAUUUGUGGGUUAAAAAGCACAAUUAAUGAAUUCCCUUUUUUAAAUUUUAUUUCACUCUUCUUCUUCUUUGGUAAACGGCCAGAACAUAUCAGCUUAUUAGUGAGAACAGAGGCUAUUUCUGUUGCGUACAAUAGAUGAUUGUAAAUAGGCUAUAUUAGCAGCAUUUAAACAAGAGAAGCUGGCCCUUUUUUGGCGUUACGUUUUGUUUUUGUUUUGUUUUUUUUCUCUCCCACCUGGAAUCUAUCACGGAUUCCUCAAUUAGUAAUUUUAAUUUUAGAUAAGGUCCCACGUUGAUAUUAUUUCCACAGAUGUCUGCAAAAUAUGUGGAUGUAAUAUGUAUAUGGGGAGUAUUUUUUUCUUUUUUUUUAAAAAAAAAACUGUGCUUGUAGCAUAGAAUGAUUGUGUAUGAAACCACCGUCGAUUGGCAGCUUCAGUCUAAAUCCACAGGUGAAAACUGGAGCCUGAUGAUCGCCUGAAUUUGCUUAAUUUCUCGUUCAUUUCCUUGCUUUGUCAUCUGCGAGGGUGACCCUCCCACCGUGCUCGGGUAGUGAUCGGCCAGCUGCUUCCAUCUCUACGUAUCAGGUACUCUGGGGAGCGUUUAGGUGGAGUCGUAGUUUCGUGUCGAUGUGUUGACAGAAACAAUCAGUGUUAGAAAGGACGUCAUAGUCGCUCGUCAAUCAAGCAUUAAUCAAAAAAAAAAAACUGUGAACUGUUUUUGUCCGGAUGUUUUCAUUAAAGCAAUGCCUUACUGUAUGGAUUCCCAUAUGCUCUUGAUUGAACAAUCACGCUUUUGUCACAUGUCUCGUUUGUCUUACGCUUUUUGUGCGAUAUUAUUGGUUUGUAAUUUACCAGCAGUUUAAACCUGUACAGUGAUAGACGAUGCAGAUGAUGCAGUACGUUAUACCUCAAAAAAGACUAAAUUCAAUUGAAAGAGUGUCAAACUUUUUAAAGGAGAAACAAUCAGAAUAUUUGAUAUUAGAGGGUAUUUCUAUUCGAGAACUGUUAGUAUACAGUGCUUUUGAUUUCAGCUGUUUCAGUCAGAUGAACUGCAGAGUCGAAGUCUUUAAGGGUUCAUCUAGUUCCCAGAAUUCAAGACAGGAGUUGUGACUGGUUUUCGGAGUUGUUGCCAGUCUAACCGGGUCAGUUCGGGUCCCGCUGGAUUUGUACGGUCUCUGGACUCAUUACCGACACGUCCCAACACCGUUUGACCCGAGAAGAGUUCCAAUUCUGAAAUUGUCGCAAUUUGGUUCAGUUUAGUCAACAAAAUGACCUGUAUAGGUUUAGUGUUAAAACAAGAAUGUUACAUAAGUAAGCUUUCGUUACGGACCUUGUUACGUUAACCAUACGUAACACUUACUGAUUUUAAUCUCACAUGGUACAUGAAGAGCAGACCGCUGGUUGAAAACCCUGUUUUUGAACCAUCCAUCCUCCCAUACCUCCUCCAAAAGUGGACUUUUGUAGCUCUUUAUAGUAAUAACGUCCUCCUUUGCUCCUGUCAUAAUUACUGCAGCCACUAGAGGUCACCAUUCAACAAGAAACACACAAAUGGACUGUUAUACAUUGUUUGCAAAGACAACUUAUUUUUUGCGAAUAAAGUUCUGUAUCAUACCUUGUAUCACUCGUUUCAACUGCUAAUUAGGAGUUAGGAGAUGUUAGUCUUUUUAUUUAAAGUCUCAAGUCUUGACUAUAAGUCCAAAUUUAAGUCAGGAAGCUGAAGUCCAAAGUCAACUCCCAAGUCAGGACAAUUUGGACCCAAACAAGCCAUGAGUGAAAACUGAAGCCAACGCAGAGGUUCCAGAAAUGGCCACUGAGUCAAUCCCUACAGAUCCCUCAUAUUAAAAUGCCUUGUACAAGAAACGUUUUGUUCAUGACAACUGCAGGCCCGUCUCAGCUUCUCCGCUCCGAAACCAACAGCCUGAGCCGCCACGUGUAGAGCCUCACAAUGGCUUUCCAAAAGAACCUGUGGGUGAGACCAUUCAGACUACAUCCAUGUUUUAUACAGUCUAUGGUCCCAACCCAGUUGAAGACCCAUGAAUCAAUGUGGUCUGGGUGGAUUUCCCGCAGGUCCAUUUCCAUUCAUGUCCACCAUAACGACCUAAACUAAGUCCAAAGGCCUUAAUAUGGAAGUUUAAACAGUUUGAGGGUCAAAAACAGUCGGACGAGAAGCCUUUAUAUUUUGUAAACGUGCACUAUCCACUCCCAAAAUGCCAAGAAUUAUUAAAUUGUGGGUAUCGAUCACUGAUAACAUUAAUCAGACUGCAGCUUGACAUCAGUUGUACGCUUCUGUAUGUAAAGACUUGAUUUUUGUUUUUUGUUUUUUUAAUGGCAGAUGUCUCGUUACACAUAAAUCUGUCCUGAUAUUGAAAUGCGCUCAUGUCUCUUAAAAUUGAUGUGCUGCUUUUCUUUUUUUUUUUUAUGUCAGGUUUGUAUUAAAUGAUGUCAAUUAAAAAUGGUAUUUUUUUUUUGUUUUUCCCCAAAUUAUUGUCAUUGUACAUAUGAUUUUUUUUGUUGUUGUUGUUCUUUAUCUUGGAGAGUGUUUGCAGGUUAUGUAAGUAUAUUUGAUAGCUAUGGCUGCGGGUGGAGUAGACCGCUUCAGACAGAUAUCUGUACCGUUUCACCUCGCUCAGAAAUCGCUCCUUCUUUUCACUUAAUUAAUAAUGAUGUCAUCCCGAGAGCCUUUUUCUCUAUGUGCAAUAUUUCCUGUUCAUGCAGCAUAACUCUAUAGCCACUUGCUCUUUUUUGAAAAAUGUCGUGAGGUUCAUUUGCUGCCAUAAAGGCUCUGUUGUCCUUUAUUUAUUUAGGACUGUUGUCUUUCAUAGUCAAAGAGGAGGGUUUUUUUUUGUGUUUUUUUUUAACAUAAUACAGCUCAAUGUUGUAUGAAUGGUGGAAAAAAGGUGUCUGUGUAACUGCACAAAUAACUGGA